This is a messenger RNA of Pygocentrus nattereri (red-bellied piranha), 1240 nucleotides long. Its product is annotated as caspase activity and apoptosis inhibitor 1. NCBI's taxonomy places the organism in Eukaryota, Metazoa, Chordata, Actinopteri, Characiformes, Serrasalmidae. The transcript has 6 exons. The record is from RefSeq and is a predicted model, not a curated record. Bases 76 to 1017 code for a protein of 313 amino acids.
AAGCGCCGGCAGCGUACAGCACAGUACCGCUGUUGUGUUGCUGAUUUGUUUUCUGCGGGUUUAUAAUCUAAAUUAAUGCUUUUACAGAUGCGGGAGAAGAAAUCCUCAAAAGAGAAGAAAAGAAAGCACUCUCACCGAGAGUCUGACGAUGGAGACAGAAAACGGAGAAGCACUGAAUCCAGCGUGGAGGUGGAUCCUAAAGAGGAGGCGGAUCAUCUGGAAGAGGGAGUCGAAGAGCCGAGCGACAUAGAGGAAGGCGGACUGGACCUGAACGUGCCUUUCAAACCCAUAAGCGCCUACGUGACGGACAGACAGGAGAUGCUGGAGCAGUGCUUCAGAGUUCUCGGCGAAAACAAACUGAGAAAGAUGCUGCCGGACGAGUUAAAGGAGUGUUCGUUUGCAGAGAUAAAGACGCUGUGCUGGGAUCAACUGAAGGAGCUGUCCGAAAGCAACCUGCUCCAGAUACUGGAAGGUGAAGAGUUGACGGCUAACUCGGAAGCUGAGGAGAAUGAAGCUAAAAGGAACUCGGUGGACAGUCAGCAGGACAAUAAUGUGGAUUCCACCUCCUCUAUGAAAGAGACGGCUGAAGCAGAGGACAAACAAGGGGGCUCUGGAGAGGAGAGUGACGUUCUGAGCAUCAACGCAGAUAUGGACGACAGUGACAUUGAGGGCCACAGGGAUGACAAACCUGCAGAAGAGGAAGCUCCCGCUACCAUAGCGAUGACCCCUUCGGCCUCUGCUCCCCCUGAAGAACCAGAAUCCCUUCCGGCUGAGCCGAAACUAGAGCUUCAACGUGACAUCGACAAGAGUGUCAGUGAAAUCCUGUCCCUGACCACGUCUCCUUCCAGCAAGGAGGAGCUAGAGCUGCCAGUUGCCGUGGAAACUACUCCAGCCUCACUUCCUCUUCCUCCAGCCCAGGUGACAGUGCCCUCAGCACAGCAGCUGGCCCUGCUGGAGCUGGAGAUGAGAGCCAGAGCCAUUAAAGCACUAAUGAAGGCCAAUGACCUCAAGAAAUAAGCUAGCGAUUGAUGUAUAUGUGCUUCGCCCACAAAUGCGCACUUUCAUAGCUACUGUUGCUAAACUGGACAAGCUUUACAGAGUGCAAGGAGAAAUCCCAUUUAACCUGAUGAGCAACUGUAGAACAGACUCAGUUUAUAUCACAGUACCUACAUUUAGUGAUACAAACCGAGUGAGUUCUACAGUUUCUCAUUAGGUUGAAUGAAUAACUCACUCUAAAUGU